Messenger RNA from Sebastes umbrosus (honeycomb rockfish), 2862 nucleotides. It is a transcript of the gene anks3, whose product is annotated as ankyrin repeat and sterile alpha motif domain containing 3. Lineage: Eukaryota; Metazoa; Chordata; Actinopteri; Perciformes; Sebastidae. The record is from RefSeq and is a predicted model, not a curated record. Gene Ontology annotation, molecular function: protein binding. The transcript is spliced from 16 exons. Gene Ontology annotation, cellular component: cilium. The coding region runs from base 179 to 2107 and encodes 642 amino acids.
CACGGACACAAUUAAGUGUGACACACAAAACAAAAAAAGUUUCACCCGCUGAGAAAACAAACUAACUCUAAACUUUAACUCUACCUUUACCUGCUCACUGUAAGUCUUUCACUCUACCUUUACCUGCUCACUUCUCUGGUUUCAGGUGCGUGGAGGUGACGAGUGAAGAGGUAAAAAAAUGUCUGAGCUAAGUGACGAAGCCAGUGAGUCGGAGCAACUGGGUGCCAGCCUGUCCCUGUGGCUGGGCGACUCCCUGGUGCGGCCCGAGGAGCUGGACGUCCCUCUGGACCUCCACACUGCCUGCUCCAUCGGCCAGUACGACGUGGUGGCAGAGUGCAUCAAAAAACGUGAGGUGGACCUGAAUGGCAAGAACAUCGGAGGAUGGACCCCACUGAUGUAUGCAUCUUAUAUCGGCCAUGACAACAUUGCAAAUCUCCUGCUGGAGGCAGGUGUGAAUGUAAAUGCUACUACGGCCAAAGGAUUAACCCCCUUGAUGCUGGCAGCGAGCUGUGGGAAUGAAAGUAUCGCAUACUUUCUGCUUCAGCAAGGCGCUGAGUUGGAGCUGAAGGACUCUCGAGGCUGGACCGCUCUGUUCCACUGCACGAGCACAGGCCACCAGCAGAUGGUCAGGUUCCUGCUGGAUAACAAUGCUGACGCCAACGUCAAGGAGCCAGGGUCUGGUUUCACUACCCUGAUGGAGGCUGCUGCUUCUGGACAUGAAAUCAUUGUUCAGUACCUGCUUGAUCAUAAAGUCAAAAUAGAUGACCGCAACGCUAAAGGAGAGACUGCUCGUGCCCUAGCGAUGAUGUAUAGCUACACCAAGAUCGUCAGCCUCAUUGACUCGCGUUCCCCGAGGACCAAACCGGGACAUUUUGAAGACCUGAGCUCCUCCGAGGACUCGGACAGCGCGCCCCCACGGAUAAGGCCGAGUCGAAACCGAGCUAAAGGCGUUAGCAUCCAUGAUGGGCCGCAGGCCAUUGCCAAGUUCCGAGUAGGAGGCACCAGCAAACUGUCUGAGCCUCCUGCAGCGCCGCCAGGCUUCAUGACGUUCCGGGAUAUCGGCGAAAAGAGCGAGGGCAUUCGCUACCGUGACGUGACCUCGCCCAUCAACGAGCUGGACGGCCAGAGCAAUAGCAGCAGAGAUGACAGUCCGUUCUUUGAAAACGACAUGCCCACCAUGAGGAGCAGCAGCAGCAGCAGCGAAGGCCUGCCUCAGGUGAUCAGCCUCAACUGGGAGGGCUCAGUGGAGAGCAACGAGGACUCUGACCAGUGCAAAAAGAGCAGCUCUCGCAGAGUAAAUAAGAGCCAUCACGCAAAAGGCAAGAGUCGCCACGGAAGCAACAAUGCAGCUCACUCCAGCGGUACAGGGAACAGUGGGAUACUCUCACAAGUUGGUCUACCACCCUCCUACUCUGGUCCAAAGGAUCUGGCCGAGUUCUUGGAACAAAUUGGCUUCUCUAAGUAUCUCCCCGUACUCGAAGAGCAAGACAUUGACCUGCGGAUAUUUCUCACCCUGACUGAAAAUGAUCUCAAAGAAAUAGGGAUCACAUUGUUUGGACCCAAGCGCAAGAUGACCUCGGGCAUCGCAAGGUGGCACAGCAGCGCUCGACCCCCCAGCGACGCUCUGGAGCAGGCUUACGCCGACCAGCUUGAAGCUGAGAUGCAGGAGAUGGCCAUUCAGCUACACAAACACUGUGAGGAGGCGGAGGGCCUGCAGAGCCAGGUGUCUCAGGAGAAGGAGCUGCGUACCGUGAUGGAGGGGUGUCUGAUGGAGGACAAGAUGGCGUGGAGGAGGGUACACGCCGAGCUGGUGGAGAACCACCGGCUGGCUCAGGAGAUGAGCGCCACGCUGGCUAAGUCCAGAACCUGUAGCGCUGAACUGCUCUCCUGUUUCAAUACUGAUGGGAAUACUGGCGUGGAAGAUGAAACAAAAGGUGACAACGGUGUUAAAGCCGAGGAGGGCCUGACUCGCUCCGGUGUUGCAGAGCUACUAAAGAAGCUGGAUUCCUAUGAAGAAGAACUGGCGGGGACCCUGCAAACUGUGCUUCAGAGUCUGAGGCGACUGAGUGCCCCCGAAAAAGUCUCCGAUAGCUGGGAACGGCCUUAACCUUUUAAAAAUAGGCUUUUAGCCAAUAUUUGACGGAGGGUGAUGUAACCACCCUGAACUAUCUCACUGAAAUGAGAGAAGGCCAAAGACAAGGCCUGCCCUGCUAGACUGGAGCGCCUCGGGGAUACGGAUCAGCUGACCUGCUGUUCCUCCGGGAGUGGCCGAUGGACCAGAGCUCGCCAGACGUGGACAAGGCCAAGGAGUGACGGCAGCUACUGCAGGAGAAAUGACAAACAGGCAGGAAGGGUACCUGACCUUCACACGCUUGCGCUGGUUUAUACUGGACUCCAGUAGUUGGAGAGGAGGAGGGACUGAUCGCCGAUCAGAGGCUGUGAUACUGUGAACUGUUUCUAAAAAAACUGUACUCUCUUCUUAUAUGAAAUGUGGUUUAAAUGAUGUUCAAGCCACAGGCCGAAGAGGUACAUUUCUUAAAAGUAGUCGAAGUCCAAAGACGUUCUGCGGAGUUAUACGUUAUUUGAAUGAAAUCUUAUUUGUGUGCUGUUGUUUGAAAAUAGCGUCCUGCUGAAUGCAAUUUUUAAGAGAAAUGUGUAUCAUUUACAGCAAUACAUUAUGUUACACCAGAUUUCUCAGUGGUGCAAUGAAGUGGUUAGUAUAUCAUUCAGGUCCACUGUGUAGCUUCCCAAAUGUGAUCUGACUUACCCGGAAAUUCUCCCUAAUCUUGCCAGAUAGUCUUGGUUGUAUUUGGACCUGAAUUAAAACGUUGUUGCCUGAAAGUUGAGGGGUGGACACUUCAA